This is a messenger RNA of Lodderomyces beijingensis, 654 nucleotides long. Lineage: Eukaryota; Fungi; Ascomycota; Pichiomycetes; Serinales; Debaryomycetaceae. The record is from the annotation of a GenBank genome assembly.
AUGAAGUUAUUACUCCUAGCAUCGGUUCCGAUUGCAAUUUACGCACUCUUGUCGUCGCUUUAUUACACGUGGUUACCAACAAACUACAAGUUUGACAAGCGGAAACUCCUCGAGUUGGUUCAAGAGACACUAUCUCACCACCCCAGCCAAAAUGCAACGGCGAUAAUGGUCGAUCUAGGCUCGCGCCUCAAGCGCGAGUACCCCGAUAUCGUCAAUGAGUUGAAUUUCAAAGACUGGGUAUUUAACAACGCUGGGGGAGCAAUGGGCACCAUGUUCAUUCUCCAUGCGUCCAUUUCGGAGUACUUGAUCUUUUUCGGCACGGCCGUAGGCACAGAGGGCCACACGGGCGUCCAUUUCGCCGACGAUUAUUUUUACAUCUUACGCGGAGAAGAACGAGCUGCAAAACCGGGCAAACUCGAGCCCGAGGUGUACCACCCUGGCGAUGUCCAUCAUUUCGCGAGAGGCGAAGUUAAACAAUACGCCAUGCCUGGCGAGUCGUGGGCCUUGGAGUAUGCUCAGGGCUGGAUUCCUUCCAUGUUGUUUUUCGGGUUUAUGGAUUCCUUCACCUCGACCUUGGAUUUCAACACGUUGUUCUGGACUUGCUAUCUCACGGGACGGGACAUGAUUGGUAACUUGCUAAAGGGGAAAUUCUAA